AUACAGUCAGUUUCAGUUCAGGAAGAGCAUUAGUACCUUCAGCAAAAUGGCGCUUUUAUUGAGUUUGCUUUCUACGGGAUUCCGUUGUCACGGCGUUUACCGUCAGUGUUUGAUCCAGUUCAGACAGAAGUACACUACCUCUCCAAUCCAGAUCAAAGGAUUGGAUCAUCUUGUUCUGACAGUAAAGAGCAUUGAAGAUACUGUGGCAUUCUACUCUCAAACUUUAGGGAUGGAAGUUGUCACUUUCAAGGGCAACCGCAAAGCACUCUCCUUUGGGAAUCAGAAAUUCAAUCUGCAUGAAGUCGGGAAGGAAUUUGAGCCAAAAGCACACAAACCUACAGCAGGAUCCAUAGAUCUGUGUUUGAUUACAAAAACACCAGUCAGUAAAGUGAUUGAACAUCUUAAGGUAUGUGGCAUUCACAUUGAAGAAGGUCCUAUUGAGCGAACUGGUGCAGUGGGUCCUAUCACUUCAGUCUACUUCAGAGAUCCAGACAAUAAUCUGAUCGAAGUUUCCAAUUACAAUUCUGAUCAAUAAUGAACACAUCAGCAAGCAGAGACCAAACCUAUACGAGAAUGAAAACUACAAAGAUGAGCUGAUCUAACUGUUAAUUGUACAUUUAACAAAAUGAGUAUGAUACUAGUGUCACGAACAAUUUUAAGGUGUUACCUUUGUCUGUGAUCAUUUAUAUUUGCAUGUGUAAGUGUGUUUUAUUACCCUCGGAGUAACUAAGUCAGUUUGGAAUAAUCCAGCAAGCAAGCCUUUUGUGCUUUUUAAAAAAGAGGUUAGUUUAUUUUUUACACCUGUUACUAAAGUAAACUAUGCCUCACUCACUCACUCUUUCAACACACCAAAACCUGGUAUAGAUGAAGAUAACAAUACUUAUAAAAAUGUAAUAGUGCUCA
Molecule: messenger RNA, 903 nt
Organism: Carcharodon carcharias (great white shark)
Lineage: Eukaryota; Metazoa; Chordata; Chondrichthyes; Lamniformes; Lamnidae
Gene: glod5
Product: glyoxalase domain containing 5
Exons: 4
Coding region: 47-535 (162 amino acids)
Source: RefSeq, a predicted model, not a curated record